AUGUGGAAAGGGCCAUGGUAUGUACCCGAACUCAGGGUCUUGGAUCUCACCAACAAUAGCCUCACAGGUAUAAUCCCUCCUUGUGUUGGAAAUGCCACAAAAAUCAUGAACUUCAGUUUGACUGGGAAUAGAAUCAACGGUAACAUUCCAACGGAAAUUGGAAAUCUAAGCCAACUUGCAUUUUUGUUCUUGACUGAUAAUCAGUUAACAGGUUUCAUUCCUACAUCACUAUUUAAUAUCUCGUCGCUACUUUCCGUAUCUCUGGCAUUCAAUAGCCUUUCUGGUCCUCUCUUGCUAGAUGAAGGGAAUAUUGUGUCAAAUCUGAAGUUUUUAAGUUUAUCUAUGAACCAAAUUUUUGGUUGCGUUCCUUCCAACAUAUGCCAACUCACAGAGCUCAAAGUUUUGUCCAUAUCUUACAACAAGAUAACUGGAGACAUACCAAGAAAUAUUGGUUGUUUAUCCAAGCUCGAGAGGUUCUAUAUUGGAUAUAAUAGAAUAAAAGGAACUAUUCCUGCUUCAUUGGGAAAUAUUUCCACUCUGCAUAAUCUUUACUGUGGAAACAAUCGCAUAGUGGGGCAAAUUCCUCCGGAAUUAGGAAAGCUGUCAAAUUUGAGGCAAUUAAGCUUUGGGCAGAAUUAUAAUCUUAUUGGUCAAAUUCCAGAGGCUAUUUUCAAUAUAUCGUCUUUGGAAAUGAUUUAUUUCAAUUUGAACAACCUCUCGGGGAGAAUUCCAGCUACUACAGGUCUUCAUCUUCCAAACCUUAAAGAACUUGACUUGGGAGUCAAUCAGCUGGAAGGGGAAAUUCCAUUGUUCAUAACAAAUGCUUCCAAGCUUGAGUUACUGUCGCUAGCACAGAACUUUCUGACAGGAACUAUUCCUACUAAUUUGGGGAAUCUUCGUGAGCUGCAAGAACUGCUCCUACAUACUAAUCAACUUACCAAUGAACCAAGAGAGAAUGAGUUGCGAUUCUUCAAUUCUUUGGCCGACUGUAGGAUGUUGUGA
This is a messenger RNA of Solanum verrucosum, 1002 nucleotides long. Its product is annotated as leucine-rich repeat receptor-like serine/threonine-protein kinase RGI4. The coding region runs from base 1 to 1002 and encodes 333 amino acids. The record is from RefSeq and is a predicted model, not a curated record. NCBI's taxonomy places the organism in Eukaryota, Viridiplantae, Streptophyta, Magnoliopsida, Solanales, Solanaceae. The transcript has a single exon. Gene Ontology annotation, molecular function: protein binding.